AGGAUCGGGAGGAGUGAGCCAGCAGCACCAGGAGCAGGAGGAGGGGUCGGCACGCAGCAGCAGCAGCGUUGGCUCGGAGUGGCAUCGCGCGCGGGUCUCCCCGCCAUGAUGAUGAUGCGGCCCGGGCCCUCGUCCCUGGCGGACGGCGCGGCCUGGGCGGCCCGGGCCCUGCGCUGAGACGAGGACGAGGAGGAAGAGGAGAAGGACGAGUAGGAGGAGGAAUGAGGGAGUCGCCGCGGAGGACGGGCCGUACCUGGCUGGAGGCCGCCCGGGUGGUCCUGGAGAGCCACCACAACACACCGAUGAGCAGGAAUGACAUCCUCAAAGUCAUCCUCAAGGAAAAGCUCAAGGACAUCAGUGGAAAUUCCCAGUCAUCUCUGAAUACGUUGAGUGCAAUGCUUUACUCAAACUCGCGAACCCUGGGUGGCAUUUUCUACAAACUCCCAGGCAGACCCGGAGUCUACAAACUGAAGAAAUUUGCGCCUCACAGGCGCAGAGGUAAGAGCGAGGGCCACGGAACUCGGAAGACACUGCUGACCAGAAGGAGCAAGUUCUCUCCCGCAAGGUCUCCUGGCGGCCAGAGCUCGACGCCUUUCCAGCGACACCGCGCGGGAGCGAGGACUCUUCCAGCGAGACAAGCAGGUUCCCUGCGCCUCGUAUUGCGGAGGGGGGGCUCGCGGGCCCGGAGCCCCCCUGCCCACGGCGCCAAGACUGCGCCGCCAGCCCGCGCCGCUUCCGCCAGCCAGCAGCACUGCAGGAGGGCCCUCAAGCAGGCUCUAAAACAGCAGAGGGGAACGCAGAGCCGGAGGCUGUCUGCGAAAACGCUCGUCUUGCAGUACUCCCUCAAGAAAUCCCUCGACGUUCAAGCAACCCAACCCGGCGAUCGAUCGCGCCCCGAGGAGGACAGCAUGGACGUGGACACCCCGCACUCGCUGCUCGUGAACACGGAGCUGAAGGCCCUGAUCAACGUGCACACCUUCGCGGCCCUGCCAGCCGACUUCCGGAAGAAACUUCUGUCUCAGCUGCCUCCCCUCGACAAGGAGGUGAAGGCCGGCGUCGAGCAGCCGAGCAGCACUGCCUUAAACAACGAGUUCAUCAACGUCGCUCUUGCGGAGUGGACCCACCGGCUGGCCGAAGGUGCAUUCACAGCGGAGAUGCAGCUACGCUUGAAGCAGGAGAAGGAGAGGAAGGUGGAGGCGUGGAAGGAGGAGUUCUUUGAGGAUUACUACGGACAGAAGUCUGGGUUUUCUGAAGAAGAAGUGGCCUUGCUGAUGGAGAAAGAUGAUCGAGAUCCGUCCGGGGUCGGGAGCGUCGCAGCUCUGCGCAGCGCUGCCGUCCCUGCCGCCGCCGCCGCCGAAACGUCCGGCCCGGACAAAGGCGCGGCGACUGCCGCUGCACGGCCCCAGUCUUCCAGACCGUCGGCCGUUUGCUCCAGGAGACGAACGCUCGCCAGGGGGGCCCCCGCGGCCGAACCGUGCCCGCCGUUGUCCCCUGCCGUCAGAGUGGCCGCUCCACGCGAGAAGAAGCAGGCGAAACAGCUUGGCGCGGGAAAGGGGGGCGGCAGUGGCGGCGGCGGCGGAGUGGAGUGCGACGGCGUGGACGCCGCGCCGCUCAGCCAAGCGUCGCCUUCCCAGGCCUGCCGUCUGGGCGGCGAGGAUUGCGCCUCGGAGAAAACCCGGGCUGGAUCGGCGGGAGCGCCGCCGUGCAUCAAAUCGAGGGAUCUGCCGUGGCAGAAGGCGGGCGUCCAGAGCGCGAAGAGCGGCCCGUCGGGAAAGAGGGAGAAUUCCGAAGAGGGGAGAAUCUCGCGGUGCUGCGCGGAGAAUACGGACAGCGACGAGGCUGCAGCCGCGCAGGGAAAUCAGCACCGCGUGCCAUUCGCUGCCGAUGCUUCCGCCAAUUCCCAGCCGCUGACUCCCUCCGCAGCAAUGCAGAAGGGCGCUUCCAGCGAGAGCCUGUUAAAGUGCGCCGCUCCUGCAGCCAUCAGAGCGGAGGUGUCGCCCGCCGUGAAGAAGCAAGGGCAGGGCAGGUGCACGAGGAAGUGCAAGGCCAGGCGCAGCAGCCAGAGCAAGAGGAAGCGCUUGCGCAGCGAGGCAGACCUCGUGCCCGAGGAAGGAGACAACUCGGACGUUGCGGACGACGCGGAACCCGCCGGCGCCUACGCCGGCCAGGCCUUCUUCCGGCUCUGGGAGCCUUUGCACAGCAUCCCCGUCGUCUACUUUUCCCCGUAUUAUUUUGGCGAGCAGCUACUGCCGCUCGUGCACGAAAGGGAGUCGUGCCCGACGAGGGUAGGCCAUCACAAGGACUGGUGUUGCCGGAAGAACCAGAGCGAUCCCUGUCUUUUUCCCGACAAAGGCAAGGUGGGUUGGUUCGGAAACCAAGGCAGCGCCAUUCAUGAGCACACCUUUGGGAAGCUUCCUUGGUCAGGUCUUUUGCAAGAACCUGAGCUGAGCACCGUGAAGAAAUCCGCACUCUCUUCCCCCGGCCAUAGAAACUCCGCGGUGAUGACGGGCAAUGAGAACAGCAAGAGUUUCCCCGCGCCCAAGCCAGACACGUCACACUGUCCCUCCGGUGGCGGUGGCGGCCAGCCUUGUGAGUCUUUCACCCAGCCCAGGGACAAACGAUUCCCCGAAUGCAACUUCUUCCAAGCACUUUUACAGGUCGACCUGAAGAUCAACGACAAAUCUCCAUCGCCGACGAGGAGAGCCUCGGCGAACGCGAGGCACGUGUGCGAUCCCGCGACGUGCGGCAACGACGGCGGCUUUGAAGCCGCGGGGUACCGCGGGGGACCGAGCGCGAGGCAGCGAGGAGCGGCCGCGGCGAUGGCCGGGGUCGGCGAACACCGCAAGCCCGUGGAGUCCUCCCCGCCGUUCUGGCUGCAGCACGGCGGCAGGUCGCCGGACGGCACCGCGGCGGCACACGGCGACGACACGGCCUGGUGCGCCACCGUCACGUCCAUCCCCAUCUGCGGCUCUCCGCUGAGCGACCCCCGCAUGGCGCUGUCCGUGGGCGGCCUCCCGCUGGCCUGCGUCGCCGCCACCGCGGGCCGCUCGCCUCCUCCGGCCGCGCAAACGCCCGGGCGCCAACUUCCCGGCCGCUGCUUGGCCCGGGCGGCCGUGGGAGGCGGCGGGUCGGUGGCCCGUGUCCCCUGCCCGCCGGCGGGCUCCACGAAGGCCUUGGCGGUGGCGGCACAGCCGGACGUGGGCCACACGGCCGCCUGUCGCGAAAAGUGCGGCACCAGAGGCGCCAAGCUGUUUGUGGGCUGCCCCGUCUCCCAAUAGCGUCUUGACUCUUGACGCGCGACCGUUUGCCAGAUGUGUAGCGAGAGAGCGAGCCGCAUUUGAAACUAUUGUCCACAUCAGCGUUCUCUUUUUUUAUAUAUAUACAUGCAUAAACCUAAUUAUAUCUUGAAUAUGUUUUUCUAUAAUAUGGUUAUCGUGUGUUAGCUCAUUGUACAGUACAUGAAGGCUUCAGUAGUAAGUAAAUAGACGUGAUUGGUCUGUGUAAGAUCGGUCAGCGAGUGGCAGUGUGUGUGUGUGUGCGCGCAUCCCUUGCCUUCCCAACUUGCACUGUGCUGUGUCCUGCUAUCAGCACAAGGCCUGAGGUUUUAAUAAGAGAAUAUUGCACUUUCAUUGUUCAUGCUGGUUUGUGUAAGUAAAUGUUUUUUCUUUUUUGACACUAGGGUUGAAGUGCUGUAAUCUGCACCGAGCCGAUGUAAACGCGCGCCCGCCCGCGCCUCGCGUCUGCGCUGCCUCCAGUGUUCAGCAAAAACACGAGAGGUGCGGGACCGCGCCGCGCAAACCGCAUGAAACCCCCGACGCAGUCGAGCGUUCGCAACGGCAGAAACGGGGGGCAACGUUUUCCCACGGCUUCUCUCGGGGGCGGCGCAGCUCUCUCAAAACGGAGGCGAGAGUCGGUGAGGGUGGGAGAGAAAUUGGAAAGGUCGGGGGAACGUAGUAGGAGUGGAAAGCGGAGCGAGACGGUUGGGCCCCGACGGCGAAAGAGCGAGCGGCCGCGGUUUGACAAGGGCUUGGAUGCCAGCGUUGGUGCCCUCCGUUCCCGUUAAGUCUCCCGCGCGUUUCCUUCUUCCACUUGACGUCUUGUUUACGCGUGUCCCCUACGUAACCCUGCCCCCGUCACUGCCAGUGUCGCGCGCCCUGCCCAUCGUUAGUUUAGGGCUAAUCGACUAUAGUUUUAACGAAACUAAAAAAAAAAACUGAAAAAAAAGUACGUGUAUGAAAUACAUAUGGUUACAGAGUUUACGUAAACGUGUGAUUUUAGUCGUCAAAAUGUUAAGGUAACGAAAUGCAAUAUAACACAAAAAAAGGAUGAAGAUGCAAAACGUGCUUCCACGGAGCAUCUGGCUGAUUUUAAAUGCUGCAGAUAAAAAGAAUGUAAAGAAUGUAUGUUUCUUUUGUAUGCGGUGCGCAUGCCUUUAUGUGGCUGAGCUGGAGUAUUAGCCGAAAGGGAGUUUGCCAAAGCUUACCACGAGGUUGCCUAAAAGGAGCCGAGUUGAAUGUACUGAUGAUUAAGCAGAUACUUGAUGGCGGGUGGAUUGUGAGUGAUGAACGAGUCAAUCAAAGGAGGGGGGGGGGGUGGGGGGCGCUUGUGGAGCCCCCUAGCGAGGUGAUGACGCCGGUGAGAUGCGGCGGUGGUGGAUGGUGGGGGGGGGGUCCUGUUUGGCGUAGGGUUGCCGCAAUAUGGCUUUCGGCAAAACGUUUUCUGGAGUCGUUGAUGGCGGGGGCAUUUUUAAUGGCUGCGUCUUUUCCGCCGUUCCUCUAAUCGCCGAGCUUUUUUUUCGUGUGACCGAUAUCCGUGUGCGCCGUAAGCGUUGCAGAAUUGUCGGGUUACAAUGAUUAUAAGUAAAGUCCAGACAUUUGUCAAUAAUACCACCUUAAAAGGAAAAAUAUGUAAAAGGUUACAUUUUGGCCGAUAAUUAUAAGACGUAAGAAGACAUUGCUUUUGGGAGAUCUAUAACUGUUCAAAGACUUGUGGCAGGAUUGUGUCGAUUUUACUGCAGUUGAACUUUCAAGUAGAUCUUUACUUGUGCUGAAAAUAAUCGAUCAUAAAAGCACAAACACCAUAAAAUAUACGAAAAUACACGUGUCUACGAUAAUCUAUCCCCACGAACGUCGUCGUGUCGUGAUCCUUUGCAAUCAUCUCACUGCGAAAAAAUUACAUCGCGGCAACCCUACAGGAGGAGAGGGAGGGAGCGCCGGAUGCUUCUGCGCUGCGUUGAGACGGGCGCUGAACUUUGGCCCCACGUUUGCCACCGCUCCCGCGACAUCGCCCCGAGUCCUGGACAAAAGUGGGAAGAGAGAGAGAGAGAAGGGGGGCCGCGGCUGUCCCCUGUUGCCUCCCGGCGAAGUGGCACCUGCCGGACCUGUCGCCGCCUGCCCCAAAGCGAGAGACCCAUCCCCUACGUGAACGACGUCGACGCCCCGUUUGUUUUUUUUGGCACGAGUUUGCCUUUUUUUUUAAGUCCUUCCCAUGCCAGAACAGCACUUUGGGCAACGCGCCGGCUUCUCCGCAACUUGCCAUCUCGCCAACUGGUGACUUGAAGCAACAACUAAACACCACACCCGUUCAGAGGCGCGUGCGCGCCUGUGUCUGGGGUGGUGUUGGCUGACGGUUCACUCGCGGAGUGGCUACUCGUGAUGCACUUAACGUCAACUCCGUUUGCUAUUGGCAUUACAGUCGACGAUUGGCUCUUGGGCGACUCAGAAGACAAAACUCACCGCCGGAGACCAUGUGUCUGGGGUGGGUGGAGCACCGACCCUGGUACAAAUGCCGUGGUGGUGUCACCGUCACUUCGUGGCAAAUUAUGUUGGCAGCCGGUACAUUAGCAGAGUGAACGGCCACUUGCAGACGCCAGGCUAGACGGCUUUUGUCAAUUGCCAGAUAAGGAACCGCAACUUCCUUGUGCUCGCUCAACAACAACAGCAAGUAGGAGAAUUGCUGCUUAAAUGAGCACUGAGCACUGAGCCAGUGAUGGUAUUCCACCUAUGGCAGGGGCGAGUCUGUCCAUAAGACAACCACUGUUGACUACCCCGCAGAGUGGUAGUCGUUUUAUCGACCACGGAGAAGGAUGAUGGGCCGAGUCAACCCCAACCCCCCAACCAGGAUGUGAACUCGCAACCUUCCUAUUGCGAGCCGCUCGCCCUGCCGCUGAGCCACCUGGCCAUGUUAACUCGCACAAACCUGAAGUGAGAGUGAGCCACGUGUGUUAACCUGUCUCUAGGGUUGGGGGUGCGUCUAGGUUGGCAUUGGUGGUUCUGAGCAUCCGAGAAAGGGGCGGCCGGGGCCUAGCCCCACUGUGGGUGGGGCUGUGUGGGGGGCAGCCCGGGCCUAGCCCCACUGUGGGUGGGGCUGUGUGGGGGGCAGCCCGGGCCUGGCCCCACUGUGAGUGGCGCUGUGUGGGGGGCAGCCCGGGCCUGGCCCACUGCGAAUGGCGCUGUGUGGGGGGCAGCCCGGGCCUGGCCCCACUGUGGGUGGCGCUGUGUGGGGGGCAGCCCAGGCCUGGCCCCACUGAGUGGCGCUGUGUGGGGGGCAGCCCGGGCCUGGCCCCACCGUGUGUGUGUGUGUGUGGGGGGGGGGCAGCCCGGGCCUAGCCCCACUGUGAGUGGUGUGUGUGUGUCAAUCCGCCCGGCGCUGUUGGGGCAGCCUGAAAUUCAGGGGCUGGGAUUUGAAAAAUGUGUUGUUGUUGUGGAUAACUCUUAUUGUGUAAAAUUGUUGGUCUGGUGGGAGACCCAAUGUGAUUGCACUUGCCUCUUAAAAACCGCUGCGUGUAGAGAAACUAUAUUUUAAAGCUUGCUUGCACGAUUUGCUUUUUUUAUUUUUGCCCAAGAGUUUUAUGUUUUAAGAUUAAAAAAAAAAUAUAUGGAAACAAAUUACCAAGUAACUGUUACGAUGUAAUAGGAAUUAAAAAUGUAUCUGUAUAUUCUACAAGUAGACGGUCAGUUCACCUCAUGAUAUCUGUGUUGCACAUUUACUGUUUAAAGGAAACAAGGAGUGCAGUAUAUAUUAAAGCGUCUGGUCCCAGUGUC
This is a messenger RNA of Petromyzon marinus (sea lamprey), 7043 nucleotides long. RefSeq lists its product as uncharacterized. Gene Ontology annotation, biological process: positive regulation of transcription by RNA polymerase II; animal organ morphogenesis. Gene Ontology annotation, molecular function: peroxisome proliferator activated receptor binding; chromatin binding. NCBI's taxonomy places the organism in Eukaryota, Metazoa, Chordata, Hyperoartia, Petromyzontiformes, Petromyzontidae. The record is from RefSeq and is a predicted model, not a curated record. Gene Ontology annotation, cellular component: PR-DUB complex.